Molecule: messenger RNA, 2496 nt
Organism: Dryobates pubescens (Downy woodpecker)
Lineage: Eukaryota; Metazoa; Chordata; Aves; Piciformes; Picidae
Gene: PPM1H
Product: protein phosphatase, Mg2+/Mn2+ dependent 1H
Exons: 10
Coding region: 358-1896 (512 amino acids)
Biological process (GO): protein dephosphorylation
Molecular function (GO): protein serine/threonine phosphatase activity
Source: RefSeq, a predicted model, not a curated record
CUGCCACCGCGGGAGGCAGGGCGGGGGCUGCCCGUGCCCGGCGUGUGCCAGGAGCCCGCCGGUGCCGCAGGAGGAGCAGGAAGCGCCCGGGCAAAUCCAGCCUCGCUAUCACAUGACUCAGCAGCCGUUGCCGAGCUGAGUUCACCCAGCGCCUCGCCGGGAGGGGGAAACCUGCUGCUGUCGCCGCCGCCGCUGCUGCUGCAAUGAGCCUGCGGCCCCGCGGCUGCCCCUGAACCCAACGUUCCCCCGCCCGGCUCGGCGCGGCCCCGGAGCCGCCGCAGCAGCGCUGCCCACCGGCGCGCCCCGCUCCCCGCCCUGCGCGGCGGCUCCGGCGCUACCGCCGCCGGCGGGGGUACUAUGCUCACGCGGGUGAAGUCCGCCGUGGCCAAUUUCAUGGGCGGCAUCAUGGCUGGCAGCGCGGGCGCCGACCACGGCAGCGGCGCGGACUUGCCCCUCCGCUUCCCCUACGGGAGACCCGAGUUCCUGGGACUGUCCCCGGACGAGGUGGAGUGCUCCGCCGACCACAUCGCCCGCCCCAUCCUCAUCCUCAGCAAGGAGACCCGGCGCUUGCCCUGGACCACGGGCUACGCGGAGGUAAUAAAUGCAGGGAAGAGCACACACAAUGAAGAUCAAGCCAGCUGUGAAGUCCUCUUUGUCAAGAAGAAAGCUGGAGGUGCUAAUUCUACACCAAAUAAGAACUCUUCCACAAAACGGAGGUCAUCAUUGCCCAACGGAGAAGGUCUCCAGCUGAAAGAUAAUUCAGACACAGACGGGAUCAACCUGUACUACUGGUCCCUGUUUGAUGGACAUGCUGGGUCAGGGGCAGCUGUGGUUGCUUCCAAAUUGCUGCAGCACCAUAUCCUGGAGCAGCUGCAGGAGAUUGUGGACAUCCUGAGAAACACAGCUGUCCUCCCGCCCACCUGCCUGGGAGAGGAGCCUGACAACCCAUCUGCCAACACCAGGACGCUGACACGGGCGGCUUCCCUGCGUGGCGGUGUGGGGGCCCCAGGCUCGCCCAGCACACCUCCAACACGCUUCUUCACCGAGAAGAAGAUCCCACACGAGUGCCUGGUUAUUGGGGCCAUAGAAAGUGCUUUCAAGGAAAUGGAUUUGCAAAUAGAACGAGAGAGGACCGUGUAUAAUAUUUCUGGUGGCUGCACAGCCCUCGUGGUGGUUUAUUUAUUGGGGAAGCUUUAUGUGGCAAACGCUGGUGAUAGCAGGGCUAUAAUAAUCCGGAAUGGUGAAGUCAUUCCAAUGUCUUCAGAAUUCACUCCAGAGACUGAACGCCAGCGACUUCAGUAUCUGGCUUACAUGCAGCCCCACUUGCUGGGAAACGAGUUCACACAUUUAGAGUUUCCACGGAGGGUGCAGCGCAAAGAGGUUGGAAAGAGGAUGCUCUACCGUGAUUUCAACAUGACUGGCUGGGCAUACAAAACCAUUGAGGAAGAUGACUUGAAGUUUCCCCUUAUCUAUGGAGAAGGCAAGAAGGCUCGGGUUAUGGCAACAAUUGGAGUGACCCGAGGACUGGGAGACCAUGACCUGAAAGUGCAUGACUCAAAUAUAUACAUCAAACCUUUCCUGUCCUCAUCUCCUGAGGUGAGAGUCUAUGACCUCCUGCAGUAUGAGCACGGGCCAGAUGAUGUUCUGAUCCUAGCUACUGAUGGACUCUGGGAUGUGCUGUUAAAUGAAGAAGUUGCAGAAGCUGUCACUAACUUUCUACCAAACUGUGACCCUGAUGACCCUCACAGGUACACACUGGCGGCGCAGGACCUGGUGAUGCGAGCCAGGGGGGUGCUGAAGGACCGAGGCUGGCGAAUAUCCAAUGACAGGCUGGGCUCUGGAGACGACAUCUCUGUCUAUGUCAUCCCUUUAAUACAUGGGAACAAACAGUCGUGAAAGCAGCAUCCAGAGUGGUUACAGGAUGGGGAUCUUUGUGGGAAGGGCCUGUAAGAGACAAUAUGGUUUUGGUGAUCUGACCAGGACAGUUCCAAUUGAUGUAAUCUAUUCCAAACUAAUGCUGGAGGGGUGUUUUUCUGCCCAAAAGGUAGGGCUCUGCACAUAUACUGUAUAUGAUUAAAGAUAACCCUUAAGAUUAUAAUUUCCCUAUAGAAAUGGGUUUGGUGCUUAAUGGGAAUGGGAUUUAAAUGCUGCUAGGAAAUUAUGGAUUCUGUCAUCCCUCCAAGUAGGGAAUUUUUUUCUUUGAUUUUUUUUUUCUCAGUUUACCAUGUAGCUUGGAAGAGCCAUUUCAGAUGUGAAAGUAGAAGUGGGUAUCAGAAGCCAAGGAGGCUCCUGAAAUCUGUCUCCAAAUACUCAGAUGGUGGCUUAGGUCACAUCUCAUUUACAAGUACCUGUAUAGGCAUAUGUGAGACUCAAGAGUUUCCUUCUCUCAAAAACUUGCAUUCAUGACUUACUUCAAACUUGCAUAAUCCCUGAAACCCUCGUGUUCCUCUCCUGUCUCUUCUUCAGUAGACUAAACUCCUGUAUUUAGUAGGAAAA